UAUGAGGCGAUGCCCUUGCGUGUGAAAGCGUUUGCAGCCGUUUCUAAACAGCCACGGAGAGAUUUCACUUCUGAUGAGAGAUUAGGAGAAGGAGGAGGAGGAGGAGAAGGAGGAGGAGGAGGAGGAGUGACCAUCAUCAGGCAAAAACGGUCUUUUUUUUAUGGAAAGCAUGACUAUGAUGAAAGGAGGAAGAGGAGGAGAGAAGUGGAGUGAGCCCUUCCUGGCCGAAGACAGGAUUUAAUUAGACGCUUGAAGAAUAAGUGACUUCUGUGGUCAGGAGGUGAUGGCAGUGCUGACUGAGCUUCACCACCACUACUACCCAUUCCUAACGAUGGACAGCCUCCUCCUGCACGCCUGAGCCUACACACAGGGCUGCCUCCUUCCCCUCCUGUCCUUCUACCUCUCCUUGCUCAUUCCCCACCUCAUCCUCCACUCUCCUCACCCAGCUGCCACUUCCCUGCAUCUCUCCUCCCGUCUCUAAUUCAAUCCAAUUCCCCCCACGUGUAAUUUCAUUGUUUCUCUACCGUCUUACUUUACUAUGGCGUGUUGUGGGCGUUCUCUGGACUCCCCAUGCACACUAGCCUUGCUGGUGGGCUUCCAGUUUGCCUUUGUGCUCUAUUUCUCCCUCGGAGGCUUCAAAGGCCUGGUGUCUGUACUAGUACACACCACAGAGCCGGAAUUUGAUUACUCUCGGCCCCACGAUGUCUACACCAACCUCAGUCAUCUGGGAGUGCCGCCUCCCCCACCUCGCAACUCUGGCACUGGACCCCCUGCCACUGGACCACCACUGAGAGACUGUCAGAUCCCCUCGCCGCUGCUCGUUGGACCUGUGUCUGUCCAUCUUUCUUCUCCUAUGUCAAUGGAGGAUAUCAGACAGAGGAACCCAUUAGUGAUGCCAGGUGGACGCUACCGGCCUCCAGACUGUGAACCCCGCCACCACACUGCGAUAGUAGUACCGUAUCGGAACCGGCAGACCCACCUCCGUGCCCUCCUCUAUCACCUCCACCCCUUCCUGCAGAGGCAGCAGAUUCACUACAGCAUCUAUAUAGUACAGCAGUGGGGGAAUGGUACUUUCAACCGUGCCAAGCUGCUGAACGUUGGUGUGCGGGAGGCCCUCAGAGAUGAAGACUGGAGCUGCAUCUUCCUGCACGAUGUUGACCUGCUGCCUGAGAACGACCACAACACCUACACCUGCCACAAACAGUUUCCCACACACCUGUCUGUGGCCAUGGACAAGUUCAGAUACAGGCUGCCGUACCCACAGUAUUUUGGUGGGGUGUCUGCACUGACCCCAGACCAGUACAUGAAGAUGAAUGGCUUCCCUAACCAGUACUGGGGCUGGGGCGGGGAGGAUGAUGACAUCGCUGCCAGAGUGCGUCUCUCUGGCAUGAAGAUCGUGCGCCCUCCAGUGGCCAUUGGUCAUUACAAAAUGAUCAAGCAUAGAGGAGACCGAGGCAAUGAGCAAAACCCACGCAGAUUUGACCUCCUGAAAAGGACAAGACUCAACUGGCGCUCUGACGGCCUCAACUCUCUGACUUACAAGCUCCUUUCCAAAGAGCUGGAGCCCCUCUAUACCAACCUCACUGUCAACAUUGGAGAGGAUCCCCGUCUACCCCCAGGGAAAAUACCCAUUCCAGUCAAAACAACAACCCCUGCCCACCAACGUAGCACCAGCAAGACUGAAGGUACAGCCAACCAGGAGCAGAGGCACGAGAGCAAAGGGGCUAUGGCGGCAAAUAUCACUGUGGCCAAGUCGGAUGGUGUAAAGACAAAACCUGCGCAGUCAAAGGCUGCAAAUCAAACAACACAGGAGAAAACAGGUGUGAUGAAAUAGAAUGAAGUGCAUAGUAACAGGACUGCAUCUUAUAUGUAGCAUAAAGUGGCUUCUCAUUUCACUUUGAUCAGAAAGAAGAAAUGCAGGUAAGCAAGUGUUGGCCUGUUCCUCUGGUGAACUGAACAGUACACCAGCUUUCUGUGUCAAUGCAGGAUCAAAUGAAGCAUUGGAGCAAACGAAGAAGCCACUUUGUCUACAAGGGUGCAUUCAGGAAAACGACUCAGUCGUCACCUCAGUCUAUGGUCACACACAUAACUAGACUGGGACCAGCAGACAGUGGGUGAACACCUCAGUAGUAUCCACGUAGAAUUGCAAAACAGACUAAAUGAAAACGAGACAGCAAAUAUAUAAAUUUCUGCUCUUCUCCAGACAUUGCAAGUUGUAAGCGACCCAUCUGCUGCCAGCAGACCUGCGACUUCAUCUGGUCUGCUCCCAAAAAAAACUGCUGCUGUCAGUCCACCCCCACUCCAUGGUGGGUUUGUGUUUCUGUGCCUUCUCUCUUUUAUGCGCAUUUUAUAGACUGGUAUAGUUGCUUCUAGACACUGACCUGGGGUUAAUUUUACCUCUCCUGCCCUGUGGCAAAUGUUUAAAUAGCAGGGAGGCUAAAGCUGAUUCUAGGUCAGAACAAAUAUUUGUUCCAGGACUGCCGUUUUAUAUUUGUGUGCAUUGAUCAAGCGCUGACCAACUCCAUAGUUAUCAGACAAUUUUAGAGUUUAUAUUUAUAUAGAGAGACUUCUUUAUUUGUUUACUGGUUUGUUUUACUUGUCCUUCCUUACAGUCUGGUGCCUCUCUCUCUCUGAGUUUUAGUUUCUAGACAAUCAAAUCAUACGGAAAGAUAACUCUGUGUCCAGCCACAUAACAAAGUAAGGAAAUAUUAUCAUGACUAUCUUUACGCCUGUCAGAUAACCAUACACUUAAAAAUGGCAUGAUAGUUGCAGUUGAGUUUGACUAUACUCUCGAUACAUGGACAGACCUGUGCUCCUGAUAUUAUCUGUGAUUUGAUUAUUUUUCUUUUAGAUUAGUCAGGUAUGGAAAAAGCAAACUUGCAGACAUAUUUAAGGUACAUGACUACACAUUUGCAAGUGUCAGAUUGUGUUUUAAUAUCAAAAAGUGGGCUAGUUACAAUAAAUCACUGUGUAUAGAUUUAGGUCAGCUUUUUACUAGAGGGUCUGACAUCUUCACAGAGGGUCUUUCAGUGUAUUAUGAAAGACCUGGAUGCAUUUAAGUGUAUAAAUGAGUGUCUGCCUCUCCUUGUCUUUCGUCAUUCCCUAGAACAAAGCUUUUGUGAAGAAGGAAUGUGUAUUUUGAAAGACAAUGUAAUCUUUUUUUUUUCUGAGGGCCACCAGAUUAGAACAUGCAUGAAGGUAAUUUUUAUCAACAGAUAAAUUAUCUAAAAGUCACUUACUUACUCUGAAAUUUAAUUU
This is a messenger RNA of Scomber japonicus (chub mackerel), 3258 nucleotides long. It is a transcript of the gene b4galt3, whose product is annotated as UDP-Gal:betaGlcNAc beta 1,4- galactosyltransferase, polypeptide 3. The transcript has 8 exons. The record is from RefSeq and is a predicted model, not a curated record. The coding region runs from base 539 to 1834 and encodes 431 amino acids. Gene Ontology annotation, molecular function: glycosyltransferase activity. Lineage: Eukaryota; Metazoa; Chordata; Actinopteri; Scombriformes; Scombridae. Gene Ontology annotation, biological process: carbohydrate metabolic process; galactosylceramide biosynthetic process.